AUGGAUAAAGGACUCAUUUUGCCCCAGGACUGCCGGGACUUUCUGCACAGCCUGAGGAUGAGGAGCAAAUAUGCCCUUUUCCUGGCUUUUGUGGUGGUAGUUUUUGUUUUCAUUGAAAAGGAAAAUAAAAUUAUAUCAAGGGUAUCGGACAAGCUGAAGCUGAUCCCCCAGGCUCUAGCAGAUGCCAACAGCACGGAUCCCGCCCUGGUCUUGGCGGAGAACGUGUCCCUUCUGUCCCUGAGCGAGCUUGAUUCUGCCUUCUCCCAGCUGCAGAGUCGCCUGCGCAAUUUCAGCCUGGAGCUGGGCGUGGAGCAGGCUCAAGGGGAGAAGUCCCCUCCAGCCAAGGUGGCCUGGCCCCGGCGCCACGUGCUGCUCAUGGCCACCACGCGCACCGGCUCCUCCUUCGUUGGGGAGUUCUUCAACCAGCAGGGCAACAUCUUCUACCUCUUUGAGCCGCUGUGGCACGUGGAGCGCACAGUGACCUUUGAGUCCGGAGGUGCCAAUGCGGCGGGUUCGGCCCUGGUCUACCGCGACGUGCUCAAACAGCUCUUCCUGUGCGACCUGUACAUUCUGGAACACUUCAUCAACCCCUUACCUGAGCAGCACCUGACGCCCUUCAUGUUCCGCCGCGGCUCCAGCCGCUCCCUCUGUGAGGAGCCUGUGUGCACACCCUUUGUCAAGAAGGUCUUCGAGAAGUACCACUGCAAGGACCGUCGCUGUGGCCCCCUCAAUGUGACUCUGGCCGCCGAGGCCUGCCGCCGCAAGGAGCACAUGGCCCUCAAGGCCGUGCGCAUCCGACAGCUGGAAUUCCUGCAGCCGCUAGCCGAAGAUCCCCGGCUGGACCUACGCAUCAUCCAGCUAGUGCGGGACCCCCGGGCCGUGCUGGCUUCUCGCAUAGUGGCCUUCGCUGGCAAGUAUGAGACAUGGAAGAAGUGGCUCACCCAGGGCCAGGACCGGCUGAGUGAGGAGGAGGUGCAACGGCUCCGAGGCAACUGCGAGAACAUCCGCCUGUCCGCUGAGCUGGGCCUGCGACAGCCCUCCUGGCUACGGGGCCGCUACCUGCUGGUGCGCUAUGAGGACGUGGCGCGCUGGCCCCUGCAGAAGGCACGCGAGAUGUACCGUUUUGCGGGCAUCCCCCUGACCCCGCAGGUGGAAGACUGGAUCCAGAAGAACACCCAGGCGGCCAGUGACGGCAGCGGCAUCUACUCAACGCAGAAGAACUCCUCCGAGCAGUUUGAGAAGUGGCGCUUCAGCAUGCCCUUCAAACUGGCCCAGGUGGUGCAGUCCGCCUGCGGCCCUGCCAUGCGCCUCUUUGGCUAUAAACUGGUUCAGGACGCUGCCUCCCUCACCAACCGCUCUAUCAGCCUGCUGGAGGAGCGAGGCACCUUCUGGGUCACGUAG
This is a messenger RNA of Chrysochloris asiatica (Cape golden mole), 1401 nucleotides long. RefSeq names its product carbohydrate (chondroitin 6) sulfotransferase 3 (gene CHST3). The record is from RefSeq and is a predicted model, not a curated record. NCBI's taxonomy places the organism in Eukaryota, Metazoa, Chordata, Mammalia, Afrosoricida, Chrysochloridae. Gene Ontology annotation, cellular component: Golgi membrane. The transcript is spliced from 2 exons. Gene Ontology annotation, molecular function: N-acetylglucosamine 6-O-sulfotransferase activity; chondroitin 6-sulfotransferase activity. Bases 1 to 1401 code for a protein of 466 amino acids. Gene Ontology annotation, biological process: carbohydrate metabolic process; N-acetylglucosamine metabolic process.